Molecule: messenger RNA, 1003 nt
Organism: Lucilia cuprina (Australian sheep blowfly)
Lineage: Eukaryota; Metazoa; Arthropoda; Insecta; Diptera; Calliphoridae
Product: coiled-coil domain-containing protein 124
Exons: 2
Coding region: 136-780 (214 amino acids)
Biological process (GO): transcription by RNA polymerase II
Cellular component (GO): nucleus
Molecular function (GO): transcription coactivator activity
Source: RefSeq, a predicted model, not a curated record
GAAUUUGUCAAUUUAUAACAACAAUAACAAAAUUUUGCAAAAAAAAGUUUCCACAAUAUUCUACAAAAGAGAAUAUAUAAGUUUCCUUAUAAUUGAGAACUUCUGCCAAAAAUCCUUACAAAAUAUCCAUAAAAAAUGCCUAAAAAAAUGGGAAUGAAUUCCAAGGCUGUAGAAGCCCGAGAACGUAAAGCUGCCGUAAAGAAAGCCACACAAGAAAAAGCGACCAAGGAGGCAGAAGAUCGUCUCUGGAAAGAUGAUGACAAAACAUUGGCACGCAAGCAACAGAAACGUGAAGAAGAUGAACGUAAAAAAGCUGAAGCUGCCAAAAGAAAGGCUGAAGCUAAAGCGCUACUCGAUCAGGAAAUGAAUUCUAUAAAAACACAGGGUAAGCAACCGUUGGCAAAGAUUAAUCGUCAACAGAUUUUGGAGGAAAUGGAAAAGAAACAAAGAGCAAUAGAUGCUAUAAAUGCGGCCAACAAACCUCUACCACCUAGAGUAGUAGUACAAAAUGAUUAUAUAGAAGAAAAUCUCAACCGUAGUAUGGCCGAUGUGGAAGUGGCUACUGGUAUUGAACAAGCCAUUGCUGUAUUGAGUGUCAAAGAUGAAGAGGAAGACAAACAUCCCGAGAAACGUAUGCGUGCCGCCUUCAAAGCUUUCGAGUCUGCUAAUCUGCCACGUAUCAAAGCUGAGAAUCCUUCACUUCGCAUGUCUCAAUGGAAACAAAUACUAAUGAAGGAAUGGAAUAAAUCACCCGACAAUCCAUUUAAUCAGGCACGUUGACUUUCCUAAAAUAGUGCCUGCGCUAUACUAUAUUGUUGGUUUAUUUCUCUCCUGCAUCAUUUAUGUCCUCAUUUAUUGGUUAGGUAUACCAGCCAUAAUUCCAUCCUGAAUUUAUUUGUUUGAUUUUAUAGUGUUUGCUUGUUAAUUUUACAUUUUCUUGUACAUUUUCUUUAAUAAUUUUAAAUUUAGUUAAUAUUUACAAAAUAUAUAUUUAUGAACACCA